GGUCGCGAACAUAUCCCGCGUCGCAUGUGCGCGGUACUCCCCGUAUCUCUUCAUUUGCAAGGGUCGUGACAUGACAAAAUGUUAUUGUUUCCUUUAAUUCUCUCAGCGAGUGGAUAAAGGAAUAAAAUAAAACAACACAAAACGUACCUUUACGUAUUCAUUUUGUGGGAAUGUCCGCCAAAUUGCACCUUCGUUUGGUGACCGCACUUUAAAAUCGAUGUACAAUUUCGUUUAAACAGAUUCGUGCGGUUAGUGAAGCAAAAGACAUCAAUGCGGAGAUUCGUCUCUCGCAAAAAAUUGGCGGGGAAUAAGGAAAAUAAACUAGAUUGAACAUUUAAAGGUAAAUUGGAUGUGACUGAAAGCAUUUAUUAAUAAAAUCAACCUUUACUCUACUACUGCAAAAGUAAGUGCACGGGACUCUAUUCCGGGACGCGCCACAACUUCCAUCCUAUCUAAAAUUAAAUCCUUCAUAAAAUACUCGAGACAAUUUCAGUUCAAUAGUGCGUAAGCGAGUGCUUUCAAAUAUCGUUAGAUAAUAAUUACUCUCAAUAUUUAAAGUGCCUCAUCAAGGUUCGUUGUAGUUACGUUAGAUAUAAUAAAUAUCAAUUAGUUCAUUCAUCGGUGUUAGUCGAUAGUUUAGUGUUGCGCGGUAGUGGACUUGUUCGAGUGUCGAUAGUUUGUGGACAACACUACUGAAUGAGAAGCUUGAAGUGUUCCUCUCCGCAGCCGCAUCGAGAUUUCCCGAUUAUGAUAUAAAGUGAUGGGGCGGAUCGCUCGCUUGCGACGGGCAGCGGCGGCGCGCGGCAGCGCACGGGCGGUCGCGAGCGCGGAAGCGUAGCGCGGCGCGGUGGCGGGUGCGGGCGCGGGCGCGGCGGCGGCGUCGCAUGCACGCCACCGGCCAUCAGGACCGCUCGGGCGGCGGCGGCGGCGGCGGCUCCUGGCGCCUCCCGCCCGACGAGACUUUGCAGGUCGCCGACCCCAAAUCCGCCAAGGAGGACGAUCUGUACCCCGGCGAUGGGCACAACUGGCGAAGCAUCAUAUUUUCUUUGAUGGUCAUCAGUUUUGUAAUAGCCGGAAUCGUCACAGCUAUUUAUUUAUUAGGAUAUGUGGACGAGCUGUUGUACUGGUCGGGGCGGCGCAUGCGUCUCGACGAGUUCCUGCGCGGGGACCUGACGGGCGAGCGGCUGCCCACGACCUGGGUCAGCCCGCACCAGGUGGUCUACCAGGCCGACGACGGCGGCCUGCUGGCGCUCGACACCUUCAACAACUCCCUCACAGUCCUCGUCACAAAUCAUACUCUCAGGCAGCUCAAUGUGCGCGGCUACCAGUGCUCACCCAGCCUGCGAUACGUCCUCUUCCAACACAAUAUCAAGGAGGUUUAUCGGCGGACAUUUACGGCGCACUACACCGUUUAUGACGUCACAAAUGACCACCACAUUCCACUGUUCGGCGAGGGUCAGAGCAACUGGGAGUGGCAGCACGCGGCGUGGUUGGGUCAGGAUGGUUCCCUCAUCCUGGCCGCAGACAACGAAGUCCUGGCGCGCCCUGGUCCUCCGGCCAAGAGGGCGCCACUGUUGCACCUCACUAGCGACGCCAGUCCCGGCCGGGUGUACAAUGGCGUGUCCGAUUGGCUCUAUCAAGAGGAGGUGACGAAAGCAUCUUCGGCCAUGUGGGGCUCGUCAGACGGGACCCUGGUGCUAUACGCGCAGUAUGACGACAGCAAGGUGUCGGAGCUGAGGUUCCCGCGCAUAUCCGAGGGCAUCGGCGGCGCGGGCGCAUCUCGGGCCGGCUUCCUGCUGCCCGCGUACAAUAGCUCUCAGCACACUGUCUUCCCUGACCAUGUUACUAUUAGAUAUCCUACGCCGGGCAGUUCGAUACCGGUAGUAAGAUUAUGGAUAGUUGCAGUGCAAAACGUCACGUCACCGCCAAGAUGGGAAAUCAGGCCUCCAAAUACCUUAGACGGAAUGGAAUAUUACAUAGUAUCAGCUCAGUGGGUGGGCAAAGAGAAUAGUCAUGUUGGUGUAGUAUGGAUGAACCGAGCGCAGAAUCUCACCGUCUACAGCAGCUGUUACGCACCAAACUGGACCUGUGUCGAGAGUCAUUCCGAAAAAGCCACAGAUGAACCCUGGCUAGAAGUUCACCAACAGCCAGUGUAUUCUGAAGACGGCAGUGCUUUCCUACUCUUAGCCGCAGUCCAGGAAGGUGGAGGACAGUACUACACUCACAUCAAACAUGUAGAUGUAGUGCGACAGCGUAUGGCUGUACUGUCGCACGGCAAAGUAGAAGUUGCGGAGAUCCUGGCGUGGGACCAGGAGAACCACUUAGUCUAUUAUUUAGGUUUAGACAAAGAAAAGAUUGUCAUACAUAGGCUGCAUCCAGAAAUGGUGAAAGAAGCAAACCAAAGUAGUGCAGAAAGGCCGGGGCAAAGGCACGUGUAUGUUGUGCGGGAUCCUGGGUAUGGAGGUGGGAGCAACUCCGUCAGAGCGAGAGCUGAGCGUGAGGAACCUCGGUGCUUGACAUGCGAACUCGCGGUGUGGCCAGCAAGGCUACACUACGCCAACUGCUCAUUCUGGCGAGCUUCGUUCUCCCCUCCCAAACCAACCGUCGGCAUCACACAUUACGUCUUAGAAUGUGGCGGCCCUGGACCUCCUUUAGCAGGCCUCCAUGACGCUAGGACGCAUAAGUUAGAGAGAAUAUUAUAUGACACGAGGCCUUAUAGAUCAGUGCGACUACGAGAGCUAGCGCUGCCUACACGUCGGUCGUUCGACGUGCAACUAGGCAGUGGCUCCAAAGCGCGCGUGCAGUUGCUUCUACCACCAUCGUGGCGAGAAGAGCUGCGAGAUGCUGCCUUCCCUGUACUGGUUCAUGUAGACGGGAGGCCAGGCAGUCAGCAAGUGACAGACGAGUUUCUUGUCGACUGGGGGUCGUACAUGUCGUCACGUAACGACGUGGUCUACGUGAAGUUGGACGUGGUGGGCGCGAGAGGGCUCCCCCGGCAGUUGCUGCGCGGGCGCAUUGGUGGCGUCGAGGUGGCUGAUCAGUUGGCUGUUAUUAGAUAUUUAUUAGAAACGUUCAAGUUUUUGGACGUGACUCGUGUAGCGGUAUGGGGUUGGGGCUAUGGUGGCUAUGUCACCGCCAUGUUGCUGGGCUCACAGCAGUCUACCCUCAAAUGCGGGAUUGCUGUGUCGCCCAUCACCGACUGGCUUUAUUAUAAUGCGGCAUUCACGGAGCGUAUCCUCGGUUUGCCGUCAGUAAACUACAAGGGGUAUGUGGAAGCGGACGCCUCGCAGCGGGCGCACCAUGUGCCGGCGCAUGCGCUGUACCUCGUCCACGGAAUGGCCGACAUGAGCGCGCCCUACCCGCAUGCAUUGCAACUUGCGCGCGCGCUCACUGAUGCCGGCGUUUUGUUCCGCUAUCAGGCGUACGCGGACGAAGGUCACGACUUGAAGGGCGUGAUCGAGCACGUGUACCGGUCCAUGGAGGACUUCCUCCGCGAGUGCCUCUCCCUCGACCCGGAGGACACCAAACUGCCUCCUCCUGACAGAUAAAACCGGCACCCAACCCUCAGCAAUAACCUACCGAACACCAUAUAUCUUACUGUUAUCAUAUUGCUCCCUGUAAAUAUGUACAUGAAAUAGUGCUUUAAUAAAAUGUGUUCCCCACACGUUUGGUUCA
This is a messenger RNA of Pectinophora gossypiella (pink bollworm), 3675 nucleotides long. Its product is annotated as inactive dipeptidyl peptidase 10. Lineage: Eukaryota; Metazoa; Arthropoda; Insecta; Lepidoptera; Gelechiidae. The record is from RefSeq and is a predicted model, not a curated record. Gene Ontology annotation, biological process: proteolysis. The coding region runs from base 885 to 3548 and encodes 887 amino acids. Gene Ontology annotation, molecular function: dipeptidyl-peptidase activity; serine-type peptidase activity. The transcript is spliced from 19 exons.